UUGUUAUAUCUGUGGGCAAAACUUGAUUGUACUCCAUUUUUUAUUUCAGGUGUUGAGAAAUGUCCAGAUAAUUUAGUAAUAACAGAGAGCAAUUGCAACCAAUCUUAUUGGCUAGCGCAAAGAACUUGCAAGGACCCCGAAAUAACUCUUGUAGGAACAGUUUGUGGGUUUUCUAGAUGUGACUGUCCUGGAACGACAGUCAUGGACACUGAGACGGGCUUCUGUUACGAAGUCGAUAAUUGUCCAAUGAAACAUGAAAUGCAUUUUGCUAGCAAACAAAAAGAAGAAGAAAAAUUGGAACGAAUAUACUAUGGUCCUCUGACACCACAGAUCCGAGCUGUUAAGAUAUUUUCUGUAUCAUCCAGCGCCGCCGGCUUAGCUGCACAACCUAUUAUAAUUAGGGAAUCCUCAUCCAUUGGAAGCACUUCAUUAAUAGUAGCGCUAUGCUCCGUUGUUGGCUUCUUUACGUUUGUAACGCCAAUAUUACUACAUUUUAUAACUAAGAAGUAUGUAACAGAAAUGCACUAUAACCCUGAAACAGAUACAUACAGGGCUACAACAUUAAAUUUCUUCAUAGCACCAGUUUACCAUCAUUUCAAGACUGAUGAUGUUGUAGUACCAGACAUCCCUGGAAUGUUCACCACCAUGGUAGCUAAAGGGAAACCCUUAUUCAUUGAAGCCAGACAUUUUUCCGACCCCCUGUACUAUGCUAAGAUCAUGGGAUAUGACAAACCACUAGACUUCAAACUCGGGGAACCGCAAGACAAUGAAAACAAAACUAGUUAA
Molecule: messenger RNA, 786 nt
Organism: Danaus chrysippus (African queen)
Lineage: Eukaryota; Metazoa; Arthropoda; Insecta; Lepidoptera; Nymphalidae
Source: the annotation of a GenBank genome assembly